GGGGCGUAUUUACCACAAGGCAAACAAGGCAUUUGCCUAGGGUGGCAUUUUUCAGGGGGGGUAGCAGCAUUUUUCAGGGUGUCAGCACCGCCCCCCGAAAGAAGGGACAUACACAGCAUGGGGACCAGGUGGGAUCUGAGAGAGGCUGCGGGCUGCUUGAUGGUGUAUGCAGAGCCUGAAUCUUGUUCCAGGGGAUGUCCAGGGCUGUGAAGGGGCGGUGGUAGUGCAAGGCUCUCUCGCGUGCGGGGGGGGGG
Messenger RNA from Staurois parvus, 254 nucleotides. The record is from the annotation of a GenBank genome assembly. Lineage: Eukaryota; Metazoa; Chordata; Amphibia; Anura; Ranidae.